AUGACCGAAGCGGUCCCUAGAAAGGGCUCUUUAAGCUUCUUCAACCCUUUCAAGUCAAGAUCUGGAAGUCGGUCGAGUUCACGAGAUGCUUCUCUUUCCGAUAUGAGCUUUGACGAGGUCAAGCUUGACCACAAGUCCGCAGUCUUCACGACUCGUCUCAGGAAGACAGCAAGUCCUGCCGCUUCGGCCAGGAGUUCCAGAGCAGGUUCCAAGAAGAACAGUCUCGACCAAUCCCGAUCGUUUCGGCAAGCCUCGUUCCCUGCCAUCAACGUUGCGGACGAGUGGGAAAGAGAUGCUCAGACUGGCGAACGGAAAGACCAUACAGAAAUGCUGCACAGUCUUGCGCAUCGUGAAUCAGAGGAUUCUCUUGCCGAAAAGGCCCAACUCUUGUUUGCUGGAAUCCCGCCCCAGCUCGCAACGGAUUUCCUCCGCAGACUCCCGGAUACCACCUGGAAGAGAAUAGUAGAAUUCCUGGAUCCAGCGGACAGAGCAAGCCUUGCCCUUUCUUGUAAGCCAUUCCGAGACUUACUUGGGAUUGAAGUAUGGACAACCCUGAAUGCGCCAGAGAAUCGCGACGCAAAAGCCAACUUCCUUGGGUAUCUAGACCAGCAGUUACCGGAUCACUUACUGUGUUUCCCAUGUGGGAUAUAUCAUGUCCGGACCCAAAAGGGACAAGAGAUUUUGCGUCCCACCAACAUUUCAAACCCCAUCUUCAAUUGUCCCAACGCCUUCAAUGCUGAGAACAAAGUUUCGCGGCAGAGGAUCACGGUCGGUCGCUCAUUGCCCUUCCCAUUUGUCCAACUUCUUCUGCGAGCGCAUAAAUACUCGAAGGAACACGGUAUUCACAUCGACUCAAUGUCGCGUCGGUACAAGGAUCGAGACGGAGAGUGGUCACACCAGACUCGUUAUGCCAUUGUCAACGGCCACCUACUUGUUAGGGUGAUCAGCUCAGCAUUUGCGACCCCGGCUCUCCCCCCUGCAGGCCUACGGAGGCUUCUCUACUCCCAUGGCGACAAUUACCAUCCGUAUUUUUCGGUCUGUGCUCAUUGGAGGGACGGGAACCUCAUGCCUUCGGUUAAAUGUGCUUUGAGCCACAUCCCCAAACCACCGGAAGGGGGUGGUAUAGCAGGCGCUGCAGCAAAGGUACAAUAUCAUAUGCACCGACCUAGUCCCCUCAUCACCUUGUGUUCUGAGUGUCGUCCCAUGCGGCGAUGUCCAGAAUGCCCGACAGAAUACCUCAUUGAAAUGAGGAUGCAGGAGGACAAAAGCGACCCGAUGAAACUAUUCAAGCAUGCCAUCGUGAUAACUCGAUGGAGCGACCUCGGAGAUGGAUCUUCACCCAAGAGCCUGGAAUGGGCAGCUUGCAAUGGGGAGGUAGAAUUCGACUCAUUUGCGGCCCUUGGAAAGCGUGCAAUCUCUGGCGUAUUUGAGUCACAAUUCACAGUCGACCAAAUACCCGGUCAAAAAAUCGUUUCAAUGAACCCCAACAAGGAGAAGCGCGGAGAGGCUGGGCAUAAUUGGUAUUGA
Messenger RNA from Cladophialophora immunda, 1527 nucleotides. RefSeq lists its product as uncharacterized. The transcript has a single exon. Gene Ontology annotation, molecular function: protein binding. NCBI's taxonomy places the organism in Eukaryota, Fungi, Ascomycota, Eurotiomycetes, Chaetothyriales, Herpotrichiellaceae. The record is from RefSeq and is a predicted model, not a curated record. Bases 1 to 1527 code for a protein of 508 amino acids.